Messenger RNA from Aspergillus brunneoviolaceus CBS 621.78, 512 nucleotides. RefSeq lists its product as uncharacterized. The transcript has a single exon. The record is from RefSeq and is a predicted model, not a curated record. The coding region runs from base 127 to 417 and encodes 96 amino acids. Lineage: Eukaryota; Fungi; Ascomycota; Eurotiomycetes; Eurotiales; Aspergillaceae.
CCACUCUCUCUCUCUCUCUUCUUCUCGGGCCGGCUUUGUCAUGACUGCCACGACUUCCCUCUAGACUUUUUCUUUUCCCUUCUCUCUCUCUUACAUGUGACUGUCUGAUGUCUUUUUUCUCGCUUGAUGUCCCGGUGUUUUCAUUUAUCCCUUUUAUCUACCGCAGAGCAUUUUGUUAUUUUCCUUGUUUUUAGACAUGGGUUUUCGAUGCGGUCCGAUCUCCUCCUCUCGCUGCUCCUGGUUAUGACCUUCUUCUUAGUCGAGAGCAUUUGGGUCGGGCAUGGAUGUCAUAGAAUGCGUUUGUGUUUCUCCUGUGACCGCUUCCAUCAAGAUACCCUUUUUGUUCUCGGGCGGCCCUGUGGAGAUCUGCUUGAAAAGGCGCGUGCCGAGCGGGUGUGCCGGCUUUUCGUGCUCUGAAAAGUGCUUUUAUGAGUUGUUCCCUGCUUGGUGCUAAUCAACUGCAUCGACCGUGUCUCGCAACAUAGAUUGUUUUCAGUUUCGGUAUCUCAUGG